Endocarpon pusillum Z07020 is the source of this 4032-nucleotide messenger RNA. RefSeq lists its product as uncharacterized. The coding region runs from base 1 to 4032 and encodes 1343 amino acids. The transcript is spliced from 5 exons. NCBI's taxonomy places the organism in Eukaryota, Fungi, Ascomycota, Eurotiomycetes, Verrucariales, Verrucariaceae. The record is from RefSeq and is a predicted model, not a curated record.
AUGACUGCCCAGCUCCUCCAUCCUUCAUACUCUACCAGCGUCGACCCUUUCUCCCGCUAUAGUACUCUGACAGACCUCAAUGCGCUUUCCCAUGCCUAUGAUCCCAUGCCCUCGCCACAAGCGUGGCUUGCCAGCUCCAAGAGAAGGACAAUGCCUGCACUGCUCGACCCGCCAGAGAGCCCAUUAGAUCUCCUGCUGCCAGUAACGAGGCGACUGGAGGAUAGCCAAUGGAACAAAAGACUAUCACUACUCGCGCACCGGUACCUCAGAGAGUUUGGCCUCACAAGGGAGGAUGACAUUAUCGAGAAGGCUUGGAAAACCCUAGAACUGUUCUGCGUUGGUGAAGAAGCAGAGGAAAGCCUUCAGAAAUUCAAGUCAGUAUCCUUUCAUCUAUCACCACCUUGGAGGGGGCUUCAGACGCGGAGCCUUGCCCUUGAUAAAUCAUCAUCCUGGCUCAGUUUCCCAUCCUUCUUAGAUGAUUCUUUCAAGCUGCCAUACUCGAACCUACCGUUUCUCUCGUAUUUGGCCGGUAUGGACACAUCAUUCGAUAAUUCUGCAGAUCCAAAUCACCCGCAGCAUAGUAAACGCCCUGCUGACCAGCGUGGUUCCUUUCAAUCUCCACUGGCAUUUCGAGAAGAGCGCGAUCAGCGUAAGAACAUAGCUGCGCGUGUCAACCCCCGUUACAUGACUCCCACUGCUGCUUCGCGAGCUCAAGUGUCUACGCCUGAGCCCCGUGCUUCGACACCUCCGACAGUCUCAAGUACUGGCAGGCGCAAGGCUUGGAUGACUUCAGCUGCGAAACGUGUGGGUAUUGUCCCCGGAAUCCCGCGAUCCAAAAAAGAGGGAAGAGUCUACAAGCUCCUUUCGCCGCAGAAGUCAGCAGCAGGCAAGGCAAGAAACAAACUUGCAUCUAAGGAUACAGAAAGCCCUUGGAGCGGUUCUCCGAACCUUCCUGCCCUAGCGUCUGAAGAGAUGCAUUCUAUCAACGCUGUAAGUUGUCUUACCUGUUACGAUGCAGGCUCUAAUCAGUCACAGAAGAAAGAAAAUGGAAUCUCCGAGACCUCACCUAUGGUGCCUGCCAAGGACAUCCAUGAAAGCGUUCACCAGGAAAAGCCAACUGCCCCUGACAAGCCGCUGCCCAGCCUUCCUGUUGCAACCAUCCGCACCGGGUCGCCUAUUGUCCGACGUUCUUUGAUCGAUGCUGGCGAAAAGCCGCUGCGAAGAUCCUUAUCUCCAUCACCAGGAGAAAAGGUAGAAGAAGAAUGGCCCACCUUGUCACCUUCACGACGAACAACUCCGAUCACUACUCCAGAGACGGCUCGCGGUGAUGCCUCAGCCCAGGCUGAAAGUUUAAUGGCCAAUCGAUCUGGACCAAACCCUCAGUUUUCUCACGUUGAGCAUCAGCGCAUCGUCGAGUCUCAACAUCAACCUGACAUCGCCGGUGUCGAACCUCACAUCUUGCGGCAAGGAAGCCAUGAGGAUGCAACUUCUAUUCAGCAGCUGAACAGCACAGUUACGGCGGAAUUUCCCAAACUUGCGGAAAAGCCUGCUAAGGAUCAUGCACCUGUUCCAGAGUUGACUUCUCCUAACACUGUCCCGAAGAACACAUAUACACCCGCAGGAGUCGCAACAACCGCCAAUGUCGAUUUCUCUUCCCCUCUUAUCCAACAUGCUCCAUCCUUCCAAAGUGGCGGCAGAUUAAGGGUUUCAAGAUUGCCAAAACCUCUGUCUACUCCAGGACCAGUCCGUAGCUCUAAGAGCCCUCGAAGGUCUGCCAGCAGGACACCCUCCCCGUACAAGCCAGUCUCGGUUCACGUGCAACGAUCUCUUCGCGGCAAGCAUGAUCAUCUGUCCAGCGGCGUAAGCAAAAUGACCGAGCAAGCCAACGUCCAUACUGCUGAUCAUACCAUUGAUGUUGCCGACGUCACAACGCAGGCCAAUCCGUCGCUGAUCGCUAUCAAGCAGUCAUCCAAAUCUAGGCACGAUGGAAGUAGAAGAAGCUCCAUUCCUCGUCCUCGCCACAAGUUUCAACUACGUCAAGAUGCAGAAAGUGAAAGUGAGAUCGUGGUAAGGAAGCUGCCGAAGGAGAAGAGGAGCAAACGUUUAUCAGUCGAACAUAAAUCUGACGGCGACUUGGAUACAGACGAAGCACCUGAUAAUCAAGAAGAUAAACAGGUUCUAUGGGGUUCCAAUUUUGCUGAUCAAGAUAAGAAAACUGGCCAGUGUAUCGAAAAUGGAAGAUCAAAGAAGAGUUUAGUAGUCGACGCCGCUUCUCCAGGGGAACAGGAGGAAUCGGCGCCUCCUACAACCGUCGACUCUCGUCCUGCGACCACCGUUGGCAAUCAUCAGGUGGACAAUCUUCCAGCAGCUAAAUCCGCGUCCGUCGACAAUAUACAAUCCGGUACUGCUCGUCAGAGAGAGGGGAGCAAUAAGUCCUACAAUCGCGUCAAGCGACUUUCUGCGACAGCUCCGGAGCAUGGUCCAAUCCUACGCAUCUCAGAUUCGGCUGAGAACAUCAUCAUGGGACAUGGUUCUGAACAGGAGUACGAUGACGAUGAUGCGUCAGCUCGAAAACACAAUAGCGUGCCAGAUCUCCGCCGGUCAGCACUCGUUAAAGAGCUACGUAAAUCAGCUGAAGGGCUGUUGAAUGGUAAUGUACCACUCUCACGAAGCACCACCACACGCUCUUUGACUAGUCAUGAACGCAAAGUCCAAGUUGCUGAGACAAGUAAUGCCAAAGAGCUCAGUGGCUCGUCGUCGCAGCCGCAAAGUGGCACUGCUCAAGCCGAUUCUUCAAUUUCCGAAGACCCAUUCUCAGCAUGCGAUGACAAGAGAAAGACAAGCGCGCAUAAGAUUGCUCGAAAACCUACUCCUAGCGGUCGGCUUGACUGGCCUUUAACCUCCCUGCCACAAAGUUCAGCUGAUCUCCGUCCCGUCAAGCAAUAUUCGAACAUGGGAGGAGAUUCAUGGACCCCUCAACCGCAAGGUCCCCAUAUUGCAGCGUUUGCCGACCAGAAGUCAAUGUCUGCAGGCAGCAACGGCCGAGGAAGCCGGUCUGCAGCAGCAGGUUCAAUGGGUCCUGCCAGUAAGAAACAGCACUUCGAACCUAGCCAUAGAUCGACUAGAGGCGAUGUUGGUUCUGUCCCAGUAGAGAAGAGCUCGCUGCCUGCAAAGCCGAACAGCCUUCGUUCUCCAGUGCAAAACAGUGCUCAGUUUCCACCUCGAACUUCGUCACGGAACAAUACACCCGACGUGUCGGUUCGGUCUCGUGCACAAAUUAAUUACUUUUCUACUCGUGGACUCCCCAAUCGCUUUGAGUCUGCCCAUCCACGCCGUCUCUCGGAAGACUUUUCGCUUCCAAAGAGUAUGACCAUCGACCCUGAAACCUUGCGCAACUCAGUACACGAGCUAAAAGACCCUGCCCAAUCGCAAGUAUCGACUCCGGCUGCGCGAGAGGGAAGUAGGCCACAGUUUUCGAGCGCGAAGGGCAUGCUUUCCAACAUCAAAGGCUUGUUCAAUAAGCGAUCCCUCGAAACUUCUGCUGCUGCUACGGUAAAGACCAAGGUUUCUGACCUUCAAGCGAAACACGCUACUGUGACUGUCAACGGCAGUCCAUACCCAAACUAUCACUCUCGAACACUGCCGGCCAGACAUGGUUCGAACAAAGGAGCUCAUGGCGGAGUCACUAUGGUUCCAACUCCCAAGGACGCCUUCCCGCGACCCGCGACCUGCAGAGUCACUCUCUCUCAGAACCCUGUCCUUGACACACACGAGUACCGCCAGGCCACCGAUCUUGCAAUGCGCGUCCUAGAUACAGCAAGAGAGGAGUCUGAUGCUUUUAAGCGGAACAAACUGAUGCAGUACGCGGAACUGAUGGUGGAAGCGGUGACCGGUGCUCGCAAUGCCGAGAAAGCCACCGAGGAAGCCAAGCAGGCGGCUUCUAGAGCGGAGAUGCAGAGUAUGAGAUCGAAGAAAAGUGUCUUGGAGCUGACGAAGCUUGUUGGUCAGGAGCUGGACGGGGAUUGGUUGUGA